Molecule: messenger RNA, 1650 nt
Organism: Fusarium vanettenii 77-13-4
Lineage: Eukaryota; Fungi; Ascomycota; Sordariomycetes; Hypocreales; Nectriaceae
Exons: 3
Coding region: 1-1650 (549 amino acids)
Biological process (GO): DNA-templated transcription; regulation of DNA-templated transcription
Cellular component (GO): nucleus
Molecular function (GO): DNA binding; DNA-binding transcription factor activity, RNA polymerase II-specific; zinc ion binding
Source: RefSeq, a predicted model, not a curated record
AUGUCCGGUCUAGAGCAGCCACAACAAGCUUGUCAGUUUUGCCGUAAACAGAAGCGGAGAUGUGACAAGAGGUUUCCGCAAUGCGGUACAUGUCGCCGAAGCGGCAGGGAGUGCGACUACUCGUCUGUUACUGAGAAGAACGACGAGCUCAACUGGCUACGGACACGCGUCGCUUCCCUUGAAUCGGCCCUUCGGAACGGCUCUUCUGUUACGACCACACGCAACUCGGCCAGUAGCCUAUCCGCGACGAGUUUAGGCAACUUGCGGCCAGUCUCGUCACCUGUGGAGGAAGAAGAUCUGGACAUGGGGAUCGCCACUUGGUCUCCCCGCGCACCGCCCAUGACCCACCACCUUGGAGCUUCUCUGCCGUGCUCAGCUUUCUUUCUCGACAAUCCCGUGUUUCGGCAGAGAGGCAAUUUUCUGACUCCUCCAUUCGUGUCCAUACCGCAGAAACUUCUCGAUGAACUGGGUUCAGCCGCAGAAAUUGAGGAAAUUGCUCAUGUAUACUUCGACAGCAUCCACCUUUGGUUGCCCAUUGUGUCAAAGCGCAGGCUUGGGCGUGAGACUAGGGCGCCUGGAAUGCAGCCAGAGCCAGGGAUCAGCAUACUCCUUGCAGCCAUGAAGUUGCUCUCACAAGUUCCCGGACCUGAACAUGACCCUGCUGGUACUCCUUUGUACAGAUAUGUCAAGGAUUAUUGCAUGACUUUGGAAAGCCGUGGUUUCUUAUCCAUUAGUGUGCUGCAGACAUCUAUUCUCAUCGCUGUAUAUGAGAUGGGUCACGGCAUGUACCCAGCUGCUUACAUGUCAAUUGGGCGGUGCGGGAGACUGGGCCAAGUCAUGGGCUUACAUGACAAGACGCAUGCUUCGCCAUCGAGCCGUCCACCAACAACGUGGGGAGAAAUGGAAGAGGUGAGACGAACGUGGCAUAUCAAUAUCGGGUUCGAGUGCCGACCGCUCUCUGCUGGUGGAUUCUCCGAGGACGAGAUUUUACCCUGUGACACCGAAAGCUGGAACAAGGGAGACCCGGCGCCCAGUUUGCCCCUUUUCGUUGAAUCUGUGACCAAACUAGCAACGGACCACUUCGCACGAACCUGCCAGGUCGCUCAUCUGUUGGGACGUAUUAUCGAUCACAGAGAUGACUGCACCUUGAUGGGGCCGCUUCGGUUCACAACCGCGAUGCAACUGCUACGAACCCUGAAUAGCUUACUGGAACUUCUCAAAGAGGAGCGAGAAGCCGAACAGGCUGGCUCCCUCAAUGUUGCUUAUGCUAUGGCUUUCAGUGCCAAGACAGUUCUUCUCAACAUGUAUGCGUGUACGGAGACGAACAGGCGCUUGAACAGCGCCGAAGAAACCGAGAUGCAGGCACUGGCCCUUGGCGAGUUUCAUGCCAUGGUGGACGAAGUAGUUCAAUUCGCACAAGGGUUGCAACUGUCACAGCCGACCAGACUUGCCACGCUAAGCCCGCUCAUAUGUGAUUGCCUUUAUCAAGGAGCAUCUACAGCAGCGUGGUACCUGAAUGAAAGUGGCAGCGACCAAAUGGCUCGGUCGCUAGAUAUCCUGAACGGAUGCCUCCGUACAAUCCAGAGCAGGUGGCGAGUUGCCCAUGAUUACUUGAUCCUAGUCGAAAGUCAGCGAAACCCAGAGACGUGA